UACACACUCUAACAAACCAGAAGACUAAGAGUAUCUUUGUUACAACAAUGGCUUCCACUGCUCUCUCCAGCACCAUAGUAAACACCUCCUUCCUCCGCCGCCAACAGACACCACUCAGCCUCAGAUCUCUCCCUCUAGCCAACACACAUUCCCUCUUCGGCCUCAAAUCCUCCACAUCACGCGGCGGACGCGUCACAGCCAUGGCUACCUACAAAGUCAAGUUCAUCACACCUGAAGGCGAGCAAGAAGUGGAGUGUGAAGACGACGUCUACGUCCUCGACGCAGCGGAGGAAGCAGGUAUCGAUCUCCCCUACUCAUGCCGUGCUGGAUCUUGCUCAAGUUGCGCAGGGAAAGUCGUCUCUGGGACCAUUGACCAGACGGACCAGAGCUUCUUAGAUGAUGAACAGAUGAGCGAAGGGUAUGUCCUCACAUGUGUGGCUUAUCCGACUUCUGAUGUCGUCAUUGAAACACACAAAGAAGAAGCCAUUGUUUAAUAAAUUUCUAAACCAUCUUUAAAAAGCUUAUGGAUGGGGUAUAAUAAAAGUGAAGAGAAACGUGAUGUAUAAGUCAUCUAUGUCUUGUUACUAUGCUAAUUUAGCUCAACCAUUUGUAUAAGAUCAAUUGAUCACAUAUUUCAGUAUAAUUCCUCCUUUUUUAUUUUGGUUGUUUUUGUUUACAUCCAAUGUCAACUUUCCAUGCAUCAUGUUCCUAAAUCUUUAUAUCAUAUUAUAUGAAAAAAAUAAAAGAAGUAGAUCAUGG
Eruca vesicaria subsp. sativa (arugula) is the source of this 759-nucleotide messenger RNA. NCBI's taxonomy places the organism in Eukaryota, Viridiplantae, Streptophyta, Magnoliopsida, Brassicales, Brassicaceae. The record is from the annotation of a GenBank genome assembly.